GGUUGUUAUGGGUGUUUUGGGGGUGAGGACGGUGGAGAUUAUGGUUGAGGGUGGGGCGGAGGGGAUGGUGAGGCCGGUGUUGGGUGUGAUACCACAGGGUGUGGCGGAUGUGAAGGUUGUGAUGUGUGAUGGCGGGGAUGUAGAUUGGCCGGGGUUGGUGUGCCGGACCGAAAGUGCGGAUAAAGGCCCGAGUGCGAUACAGAACCUUCGGAAACAGGUUCUGAAACCCCUGGUGAGGAACGGGAAGGGAUACGAUCCGGCGUUUCUGCGACGGGCAUGUGCUGCUGCGAUGCCCACCCAACCCGUGUCGGAUCCGAUGACCACGACGUCGGCUCGGAGAAUCCACCUGCGUAUCACCCCGUCAGCAUCUACCCUACCAUCGGCACCUCCCCCAGGACUUACAGCCCUCCUGCCGCACCUAACUUCCCUCCACCUCACCCACCACGCCCUCCCCGCACAUUCAACCCGCUCCCUCGCCCUCGCCCUCCCACACGCAACGCACCUCACAUGUCUCGCUCUCCCACAUUGCAACCUCGGCCCAGCGGGUAUCGCGUGCAUCGUCGCCGCUCUCGGGAAAAUGAGUGCACCUCUCACGACGUUGGAUAUAUCAUACAACAUCUCCGAGGGUGCGGACCCGAAGGUGGACAUGGACGAGACAGGGGGCGUCGCGUACGUAGAGCCCGUCACCGCCGCCCGGCUCCUAUCAACCCACAUCCGGCACCACGGCCUGAAAGAGCUCAAACUCGCCGGCAACGCGUUCACGACGCCCGGGUGGGUCGCUAUCCUCGACGCAGUAGGCUCCACACGUCGGUCCUCAUCCUCCCCGCACCCCACUCCCCAUGUUCCAACAACGGUGUUGGAUAUCGGCGGCAUGCAUCUCGGCGGGGUUGUGGGCGCCCUCAAAGCGUGCGUGGGAGACGGCGACGGGGAGUCCCCGAUGGAGCUGGAUUUGACCCGGACCUGGGUCCUCCCGCGGACACUUGCGGCCCUCCUGUCCCCGAGCUCGGUCCUCACACAUCUCACAUCGCUGACCCUCGACGCCGCGCCCUCCUCGCCCACCCUCCACGACGCCGGUUUUGCCAUCCUGCUCAACGCGCUCCUCGCGCAAUCACAAUCACAUACGGACAGCAACGCAGCACCCCUCCGACAUGUCUCGGCUGCUCACCAGGCCAUCACGUCCGCCAGCGCACCCCUCCUCCGCUCCGCCAUAGGGACCAGCAGGGUCGCGCGCUGGAGACUAUGUCAUAAUCAAAUCGACGACAGUGGUGUCCGUGCACUCCUGUCUGACAAUCAUACGUGUGAGUCUGGGACGGCGGUGGUGGUGGUGGUGGUGGAUUUAACCGGGAAUGAUGUGAGUGGUGAGUGUGGGCGGUGGUGUGAGGACAGGACGGGUGGAAGGGGGGGCGGGGUGUGGGUUGUUGGGGUUGGGAGGGCGAGGCGGGGGUGAGAGCGAG
This is a messenger RNA of Fimicolochytrium jonesii, 1454 nucleotides long. RefSeq lists its product as uncharacterized. The transcript has a single exon. The record is from RefSeq and is a predicted model, not a curated record. Lineage: Eukaryota; Fungi; Chytridiomycota; Chytridiomycetes; Spizellomycetales; Powellomycetaceae. The coding region runs from base 8 to 1447 and encodes 479 amino acids. Gene Ontology annotation, molecular function: protein binding.